CGUCAUCUUUGCGGGCCGAAGCUUAGCAGAUGGGGUUCUCUUUUUCUCCUUUCCCUCCUUCCAUCAUGUUGUAGCCUCAUCAUCUGCUUGGGGGCAAUAAUAAAUACCGUCUAAUGAAAGCUCGUGUAUGUUCUGGUGGGGGGGAUUUGCCAUCCGAAACCGAUCGGUUCCGUCUGCACGCUAUAGGUAAUGAACGACGAGACAGAACCGGAGAGCUGGAAGAGAAACUCCGGGAGCUCCAGUAUUGAGCAAAUGCUGGCUGUGAAUCCCGGAAAGACGCCCAUCAGUCUGCUGCAGGAGUAUGGAACGCGGAUAGGCAAAACCCCAGUGUACGACCUGCUGAAGGCCGAGGGACAGGCCCAUCAGCCCAACUUCACAUUCCGUGUCUCUGUUGGAGAGAUCAGCUGCACCGGCCAAGGGCCCAGCAAGAAAGCAGCCAAGCACAAAGCAGCCGAGGCUGCUCUGAAGAUGCUCAAGGGAGGCCUCGGAGGCCCAGUUGGAGUCGCUCUUGGAGAAGACGGUUUUACUGAAGUUGAUGUGUCUGUGGAUGGAGACAGCUCUCAGUCAGAGAUGAAGACUUCAAAUAGUUCCCAGCAGUCUGAAUGUAACCCUGUAGGAGCCCUGCAGGAGUUGGUGGUGCAGAAAGGAUGGCGUUUGCCAGAGUACACAGUCACUCAGGAGUCCGGCCCAGCUCAUCGCAAGGAGUUCACUAUGACCUGCAGAGUCGAGAGAUUUGUAGAAAUCGGAAGCGGCACAUCUAAGAAACUCGCCAAGAGAAAUGCUGCCGCCAAGAUGCUUUCACGGAUACACAACGUGCCGGUGGAUCUGAGGAGUAGCAAUGACGCAGAAACAGAGGAGGACACAUUUAAUAUUCACAUGGGAAGCAGGGUGGAGUCGGGUAAAAGUAAAGGCUACAGCUGCACGUGGGACUCCCUGCGCAACUCUGCUGGAGAGAAGAUCCUGCAGCUCCGCAGCCACCCUCUGGGCAUGCCUUCUGACUCCAACUUCUGCUCCCUGCUGAGCGACCUUUCUGCAGAGCAGCGCUUCGACAUCAGCUACCUUGAUCUAGAGGAGCGCAGCCUCAGCGGCCUCUGUCAGUGUUUGGUGGAGCUGUCCACGCAGCCAAUCACAGUGUGCCAUGGCUUCGCUCAGAACRUAGACGCUGCUCGAGCCAACGCGGCUCACAACGCACUGCAGUACCUGAAAAUCAUGGCAGGAGGGAAAUGACACGCCUUCUCCGUUUCCUAGCCACAGACUCGAACUCACCAGUACACARUAUGCCAUCAAACAUCUCCUCUUUGGACGAAGGAGGUAUUUUUGUGACAUAUUUAGAAAACAAAAACAAGAAAACCUCAGAUUUGACAAUGAGAGACUUUUUCUGCCCUGAAAUUUACACAUGGAGUCAUUUGUUUUUAUUUUUUACUGAUUAAUGGGUGCCACUAUUCAUAUUGCUGUCUAAAAUUUCUAAACAUAUUAUGUACAAUUUUGUCAUAAAUUGUUUUAAAAAAAAACUUUUCCCCCUUUUUUAAACUUCUGACUUCAUGUAGUCCAAUAUAUUUUCCUAAAUAUGACCAAUAAAUACAUAUAUCUCAGAAACUUUAAAAUGUUGCUGUAUCAGAGUAGGCAAUGUUUUGCAGCAAAAUAUAAAAAAAAAUUAGGUUAUUUGACUAGCUAGAUAUAGAGUUAACUAUUUAUUAGUCCCAGAAUGAAAUCCAUGUGAAUGAAUGUGUGAAAGAAACUCCCACUCUGUCGAGAAAUUGAAUUAUGUCAGCUGCUAUCCCUUAAAAAUGAGCUUCCCCGAGUCUUAAAAAAAAUAAGACUCAAGUGACUGUUUGUCGCUGUCAUUUUCUACAUGUUUAAGACUGAAAACUGUACAAAACUCUACACAUUUGGUGAACCUGUGUUAAAAGCCUUAAAACGUAGUCGCCACUGCAUUUUAAAAACUUUUUUUWAAAAUCCAACUUUGAUGUUAUUUUAAUCAGUGAGUGGGGAAAAAAAAUAUUUGGAAAAGAAAUAAGUUGCAGCAACAUCACUAUAAAUAUGAAAUAAUCUUUGUAUUGUUAUUUAUACAGAUAUUAAUAAUAAUGGAUUACUAAACAGUAGGGAUGCUCUGAUCAGGUUUUCUGCUGCUGAUUCCGAUAUCGAUCACCAAUGAGGCCGAUCUCUGCCGGUCACCUGGAUUGACUGUUAACUUUUUGCUUUAGGUAUAAAUGCUACUGUGUGAUCUGACAAAAUAAAAAAAAUGAUCUGGCAAUAAAUUCACCUAAUUUAGGCAUAAAACAUGCAAAAAUACUUGUAGGUACAAUACAGCAGUCAAAAGGACAACUGAAAAACCUGCAAUCAGUAAAAUAAUAUUUAAUAGUCUCAGUACCAUAAAUUAUACAUGAGUCAAAUAAAGCUGCCUAUAUCAAAUAAUGUCAAGUAAAAAAGGAAACAUUCACUCAAAGUCAAACGCAGGCUGCAUCAAAAUAAACAAUCCUUCCUGAUAGCAUGUCUAGCUGAUUAAUGCUGGUUCUGAUUGGUUGUUUCUGACCGAGCGGAGUAAUUCAGCAGAACACAGGAGGAGGCAGAGGAGAUCGAUUCUUUUUUCAGAGAUUAUCUGUCUUGUGUUAGGACAACGAAAGUUUUAAUACAUAUCUAAAAUCGUUUCUUUUUUUAAGUUACGUGCUGGAGCUUUAAGCAGAGGUAGAGGAGGAUGGUAAUGCAGGCGAAACAAAUCCCCAGUUUAAAGAUGAAUUUAAGGCUUUUUACACCUUCUUAUCAGUUGCAAAUCUGUUUUUCUUGACAAGUUUCAGAAGUAUGACCUUCACACAUGUCUAUUAAUAGUCUGUGAAUUAGAAGCUUUGUGUCCACAGCUGUUCUGAAGUACAUUAACUCCUGAAUUAAAGACUUAUUAUACAAUGACUCUCAACUGUGAACACAUCCUUGUUAAAAGACCAGGUUUUUAUGUAAAAAAGAAAAUAAACAAUCAUAAAUUAUUUUAGUUACAAUUCAAGUGAAACAUUAUUAGAGGAAAAUGUAAAUACCUAAGCGAAUACCCAUUUAAAGCACCUUUUGAUUCAGUGUUCCAACAAUUAUAAUAAUCCUUUAAUAAAGUUCUACAUCUCAGAAAGACAUUUUUGAAUUAGCUAUUACUAACUUUCAGCCAAUGCUACAGGUUCCAAAGGAUUAAACAAUCAUUGUUUGAAGGUAUCGGUCAGGAGUAGGUCUAAAAAAAAAAUCAAAGUUGUACAGGAAGGUUUUACAACAAUUUAUUAGGGUCUUGUUUUUACAGGUGAGUUUGUCAGGUGAGAGCUGCUGUAAUUGUAACAAAAUACAUCCACUCUUUCUCACAGACCCAGCACAUAAAGCUACCACAAAUUAUAACGUCACCUCUAAAACAUUGUGCAUGUAAUGACCAUCAUUGACUUGCGUUUUGUUUUGGUUUCUUGAACUUUGACUUGAUUUGURAUUAUCAGAAACUGUUGUGUCUCUGUGUAAAASCUUUCUCCACUACUAAGAAAUCCCUCCCUCUUCUACAGUAUGUAUUGACAAGUAGUUUUAGCUAUCUUCUGUUUCAUGUGUUUGCCUACAAAAUGCAUGUGAGACAUUUCUGUGGGUUGUAACCCUUCUCAGAAAAGGUUGAUAUGCAAACUGUUCUUUUGAUCAUUAAAGGAGGAAGUUAGGAGCUGGUUUUAUUCGACUUCAGUUGAAACUCACCAUCUCUCUUUGCUGGCACUUUUAUACAUUAUGAAAAUGAAAUGAAAUACAAUCUCUACUGGA
Molecule: messenger RNA, 3762 nt
Organism: Poecilia reticulata (guppy)
Lineage: Eukaryota; Metazoa; Chordata; Actinopteri; Cyprinodontiformes; Poeciliidae
Gene: tarbp2
Product: TAR (HIV) RNA binding protein 2
Biological process (GO): regulation of miRNA processing; siRNA processing; regulation of viral transcription
Cellular component (GO): RISC-loading complex; cytoplasm; nucleus
Molecular function (GO): double-stranded RNA binding; pre-miRNA binding; siRNA binding
Source: RefSeq, a predicted model, not a curated record